AUGCCUGCACUGCUACGUAACGGUGCCAAACAGGGCUACGACCGGCUGCCGGCAGACGAGGGUCACGUGACAGCCGCGUCAUCCGACAGCGGCUCCGACGUGUCUGAAGACAGCGACUACGACGAACUGGCGUGCAACGUGUGCGACCGCACCUUCUGCAACGCCCGCCAGCUGGCGCACCACCAGGAGAAGAAGCGCCACUUCGCGUGCUCCUCGUGCGACAGCCUGUUCCCCUCGCUGGAGGCGCUGCACCACCACCGGCAGCAGUUCCAGCACUGGACCAACCACAGCCCCAUCGAGCCCUCCUGCUCCAGCUCCAGCUCUGCGGACGAGACAUCUGACGACACUGUGUCCAGCGAGGAGCUGGAGCGCCUGCUAUGAUCCUCGUUCUCCGCCCCCGCACAGUCCACCCCUCCUCACCCCCUGUCCCCCAACCCUCACAGCCCGAGCACCGCCGCCACAUAUCACACACCUCUGUGAAUCGUACGUGUCUCUUCCUUCUGUCUCCCUGUCCAUCUCACUCUGUCUGUCCAGCGUCCCCGUCAUCGAAACUGGAGGACUGCACUCGAUGGAAGGAAAAGAAGGAUGAAGGGUUACCUAAAUGGGGCCCUCAUCGGCAGAAAGUUGUGGAAUUCUUCACGAACUAAUAGCGAGACUAAUGUCCAUUUGCCACUAACUUACGAACAGUCGUGUGUCAACUGCGACACUGUCAAUGCUGUUGGCACCCGAAAUGCGGCACGACUAAUAGUUUGUGAAAAAUUUCACUGCCGCCCAGGCCAGUGUGUUUUAAGUUUCCAUCAGUCCUGCAGCGAUAUGGUCUUUUUUGCUGCAUGUAUCUGUGGUAUUAUUUUUAAAAUCUAUGUCGGUUACCAACCACAACGAUAAUUGCAGACAU
Messenger RNA from Schistocerca piceifrons (Central American locust), 895 nucleotides. RefSeq lists its product as uncharacterized. The record is from RefSeq and is a predicted model, not a curated record. The coding region runs from base 1 to 381 and encodes 126 amino acids. NCBI's taxonomy places the organism in Eukaryota, Metazoa, Arthropoda, Insecta, Orthoptera, Acrididae. The transcript has 4 exons.